GCGGCGCUUGCCCGCCGUCUGUAUUGAUUCCGGCGUCUAUGACUAAGUCGAAAUAUCCAUUGGAACGGCAUUAAAAUUUCACUCUCGCGGAAGCGACCAGAAUUAAUCAUUGAGGGUCGAGCCCCGCUCUAAGUGCACCAUGGUGGAGGAAGAACCAAAGAUCCAGGCCAUCGAAGGAGUGACCUCGCCGACCAUCGUGGGGCUGUGUCUGGGCGGUGGGGUGUUUGUAUUGUGCAUGGCCGCCUUGACGUGCUUCUGCUACCGGCAGCGGAGGAGCCACAGCGCCAAGCGCCAUGGGCCCGACCAGCCGCUGGCCUUCCACGCCCAUCGCAGGCCCACGGCGGUCAAGAGUCCAGCCGGGGCCACGACGCACUACCUGAAGAAGAGCCCCAGUCCCACGGGACCGUCCAAGACGCCGCCGGGGAUGUCGGCACCGCAUACGCCGAGUCCAACAGGUAGUUCUUCGGGGAGUAUGGCAGGGCCGCUGGAGAGUGGGGUGGCUAAUGACAAGGUGGAUCACAGUGCCACGAUGAAGGAUGUGUACACGACCGAGAAUGAGGUGCAUACGCCCACCAAGGAGGAAAUUGAGACGAAUGAGAAAAAUCUGCAGCAGAGUGCGGCGUAUCUGGGACAGCUCGUGUUCAAGCUCAGAUACAAACACGAUAAGAACGCCCUUAUCGUGUCGGUGGUCCGGUGCCGCGACCUCCCCGCCAAAGACCCCAACCUGGGCUCCAGCGACCCCUACGUCAAACUGCAGCUCCUCCCCGACAAACAACACAAAGUCAAAACCCGCGUUUUGCGCAAAACUCGCAAUCCCGUCUACGACGAAGACUUCACUUUCUACGGAAUCAACUUCAACCAACUCCCCAACAUCACCCUCCACUUCGUCGUCCUCAGCUUCGAUCGCUACAGCCGUGACGACAUCAUCGGCGAGGUCUUCUGUGCUCUGAACACCGUCGACGUCACCCAAAUCGAAAACCAACAAAUGGCUCUAUGCCGAGAAAUCCAACCGCGAAGCCUCAAGAUCCGCUCGCAAGGGCGUGGCGAACUUCUCGUCUCGUUGUGUUGGCAACCGGCAGCCAAUCGCCUCACAGUCGUGGUUCUAAAAGCUCGGAACUUGCCUAAAAUGGACGUGACGGGAUUGGCUGAUCCUUACGUCAAGAUUUAUUUGCUGUACAAUGGACAACGGAUUGCCAAAAAGAAGACACAUGUCAAGAAACGGACGCUGAGUCCGGUGUUUAACGAAAGUUUCGUUUUUGAUAUUCCAGCAGGAGGGGAGGGUUUGGAGAACGUCAGUUUGGAGUUUUUGCUCCUGGAUUGGGACAGGGUGACCAAAAAUGAGGUGAUUGGUCGACUUGAAAUGGGCGGGGCCAAGUGCACCGGAACGGCGCUCCACCAUUGGAACGAGGUGUGCAACUCGGCUCGCCGACAAAUCGCCGAUUGGCACAAACUUAGGGAGUAGGCGGGUGAUUGGUUCUGAAUGGCUGGUUUGAAUUUGGCGCUUGUGGAUUAGCCAAUAGGUAACUAAUUGUGUAAUUGUUUCACCGCAAACAUUGUAGGCUUUGUUUUGUUGUCGCUUAGGUUUUAUGUAAAUAUGAAACAAUAGAUGUUAGGCUUCUGGUUUUUUUAGGAUAUUAUUAUUAAAUCUUUCCCUAUUUAAAUGACGAGUAAAGCAAUCGGGCAGGGUCGCGCUUAACAAGACUUAAAAUUGAGAUUAGCUUUGUUACAAAAGGGUUUGUGAUAUAGAUUUAAGCUGAUUAAAAAGUACCAAAAAAUGUAAUCUAAAUGUAUCAUAACUACGCACUUUAGAGCAAGUUGCACGCUACUGGCGUAGGGAUCCAUCACUGGAUAUUUUAUUUCUCAAAAAGUACAUUUGGGGAUUUUCGGAACACACUCCUGGAUUUUGGGCCAUUUUACCACAACUUUUAUCAAUAGACAACGAAGUUUCUACGCACAUACUCUCAAGACAUACUCAAAAAAUCCGCAAAUGUAUUAACGCACCUACAAAUACUAUAGUAAAGUAAUACGAUGUAAAUUUCCCGGAUGGCUUUAGGACGCCCCUCCUCUUGUGACGGUGGGCGGAGCGAACUAAACUCGCCCCACCCCUACUCUUACUUAUAUAGGACACACGGUAGUGACGUAUUAGACUUAAUAUUCAGCUCUAAAUGCGUACUUAAUCCAAUUAUUUGCCGGUUGAUAUACAGUAUGUUCACACUGUUGGUUACUUUACCAAUGCACACUGUAUAUAUUGAUCACGUGACAGUUAUUUUAUAUUUGCUUUCCAAGAUACUCUCGGAUCUCUUAUACUCGGUUCCAGAAAUUAUGAAUGUAUAUAAUAAAUGAAUAAAUGUUUCAAUGGUUUUUAAACAA
Tribolium castaneum (red flour beetle) is the source of this 2370-nucleotide messenger RNA. It is a transcript of the gene Syt4, whose product is annotated as Synaptotagmin 4. The coding region runs from base 140 to 1462 and encodes 440 amino acids. Gene Ontology annotation, cellular component: axon; plasma membrane; exocytic vesicle. Gene Ontology annotation, biological process: vesicle fusion; calcium ion-regulated exocytosis of neurotransmitter; regulation of dopamine secretion. The record is from RefSeq and is a predicted model, not a curated record. NCBI's taxonomy places the organism in Eukaryota, Metazoa, Arthropoda, Insecta, Coleoptera, Tenebrionidae. Gene Ontology annotation, molecular function: calcium-dependent phospholipid binding; phosphatidylserine binding; calcium ion binding. The transcript is spliced from 6 exons.